AACCGAGUAAAAGGUUUCCCCUUAGAUCCGUACCCUUCACUCCCAAUACGACGAAAGUGAGUCCAAACGACACCGUGUAGGACCUCAUUUCGGGGCUGGCUGUUCUUCCCCGUUAAGAAUCCGUGAUUUCGUACAUGAAAAUUUUCGAAUCUAGAAUUACUACUAUAAUCCGAAAGCUGCAAAAAUUUCACCGAUAAUCGAUAAUUCGAGAAGACUUCAGGUUGAUCCCAAUGAGGGAAGCUGAAAGGUGCAGAAAUGGAGAAUCAAGGACACCGUUGGUGGCACAAAAUGAUGGUCUGAGAUAUGAUGGGCUUAUUCCUCAAUUAUUUACCUCUUUACCAGCUCUAAAUGAAGCUGCUUCUUAUCUUGCACAAACAACUACUUACUUAACUGGUUGUUUUUCUGAUUAUUCUGUGGAACCUUCUGCUAGAGAUUCGAGGGAUUCCAUUGUACAUGCACAAGAAUUAGUAACAUUUUCUUCUGGACAGACCGAGGAAUCUGUGAUUAGUGAUCAUCCAUUUUCAAGAGGAAGCAGCUCAACAUUGUCUGAAUCCUCUAGUCAUGCAACUACUGCCCCCGCUAACCAUGUUGGUGUAGCAAGGGCCUCUGCCAGGGAUCCAUCUGAAAAUACUGAUGCGAUAGUACAAUCAAAUCACACUGGGCAAAAUGGGAUUUCCAUUUUUCAAGGGCUUAUUGAAAGAGCACGGAGAACUGUUCGUGGAUCUGCAGAUGAUAUAGGAUGGUUGAAGCGUGAUCCCGAGAUGCCUUCAGUUGAAGAUGGAACUGAGAGGUUUAUAGAAAUUCUAGACAAUAUUAGGCAUGGUCUGCACAAACUGCCAAGCUCGGUGGUUUAUUUAUUGGUUCCAGGUCUUUUCAGCAACCAUGGGCCUCUUUACUUUGUCAGUACAAAAACAAGUUUCUCAAAGAUGGGUCUGACUUGUCAUAUUGCCAAAAUUCACAGUGAGGCUUCAGUUGAGAAAAAUGCGAAGGAGAUAAAAGAUUACAUUGAGGAAAUUUAUUGGGGUUCCAAGAAACGCGUCAUGAUUCUUGGACAUAGCAAAGGUGGAGUAGAUGCAGCGGCUGCUUUAUCUAUGCAUUGGUCUGACUUGAAAGAUAAGGUUGCUGGGUUGGUAUUAGCACAGAGUCCGUAUGGUGGAAGCCCUGUAGCUUCAGAUAUCUUGAGAGAAGGACAGCUUGGUGAUUACGUUAAUCUACGGAAACUUAUGGAGAUUAUAAUUUGUAAAGUGCUUAAGGGGGACAUGCAAGCUUUGGAAGACUUGACUUAUGAGAGGAGGAAGGAAUUUUUGAAGAAACAUCGUUUACCGAGUGAGCUUCCCGUUGUCUCUUUCCAUACCGAAGCUGGCAUUAAUCCUGCUGUUCUGGCAACAUUAUCUCAUGUUGCUCAUGCGGAGCUACCAUUGAUGGCUCCCCUCUCUGCUGGCCAGCCUGCAAGAUUGCCUGUGGUCAUACCCCUCAGUGCUGCAAUGGCUGCAUGUGCCCAGUUGCUGCAAGUCAGGUAUGGUGAAAAGAGCGACGGGCUUGUGGCACGCUGUGACGCAGAAGCCCCAGGAUCUGUCGUGGUGCGACCAAAACGAAAGUUAGAGCAUGCCUGGAUGGUUUAUUCAUUAUUGAACGAUGACCCUUCCGAAGCAGAUGCAACGCAAGUGUGCGAGGCUCUUCUGACAUUACUCGUGGAAGUUGGGCAUCAAAAACGACAUGAACUCUCAAUGAAAGAUGAAUGACAUCAAUGGGCUCAGCUCGUUGUCACGCUUGGUUGUAAUUCUUUGGCCAUACGACUUCAGUGACUUGAUUCAAAUCUGAUAUUUGAUGUGUAUAUAGCUGAAAGUUAGGCAGACUGUGUGCCCAAUUUGUAAACACAGAAAAGGUAUGACAAUAAUCAAAAUGUACACGAAAUUGUUUUAUAUAGCUGAACUUUCUCAAUUAUCAAGAGCUAAGUUCUUUAAA
This is a messenger RNA of Durio zibethinus, 1965 nucleotides long. RefSeq lists its product as uncharacterized. The record is from RefSeq and is a predicted model, not a curated record. Lineage: Eukaryota; Viridiplantae; Streptophyta; Magnoliopsida; Malvales; Malvaceae.